AUGGCGCCAGUUGCAACUCACAGCACCCAGACGAUGACCGCCAGCCCCACGAAUCCCAAGACACAACUGUGGCGUCCAACGCUCACUGAAAGCCCUCCCCUAAGAUCCGAGUUCGCGUUCGACUCGAUGGACGAUGCGCUGGCAGCAUUCAAGGCGGGAGAAUUCUUGGUUGUCAUGGAUGAUGAGAGCAGAGAGAACGAGGGGGACCUGAUCAUUGCUGGCAGCGCGGUCACGACGGAAAAGAUGGCUUGGAUGAUCAAGCAUACGAGUGGUUAUAUCUGUGUUGCACUGACUCCGGAACGAGUUGCCCAGCUGGGAUUUCCUAUGAUGGUCUCUGACAAUAAUCAGGAUCGCCAUCGGACAGCCUAUACCAUCACGGCCGACUACAAACAUGGAACUACCACCGGGAUAUCUGCCCAUGAUAGAGCGCUGACAUCUCGAGCCCUUGCCUCACCCACCGUCACACCCUCAGACUUCCUGCUCCCAGGGCACAUUGUUCCCUUGCGCGCUCGCGAAGGCGGCGUCCUUACCCGUAGAGGGCAUACGGAGUCGGGAGUAGAUCUCUGUCUCCUUACGGGACUGUCGCAAGCCGGGGUGCUGUGCGAGUUGGUAAACGAUAACCCGGAGGGAAGCAUGAUGCGCCGGGACGAUUGUCGUGCUUUCGCGGACAAGUGGGGGAUAAAGAUGAUCAGUGUGGAGAUGCUCGCAGAGGCGAGAAAGAAGGCAGAAGGUCUGUGA
This is a messenger RNA of Guyanagaster necrorhizus, 738 nucleotides long. RefSeq names its product 3,4-dihydroxy-2-butanone 4-phosphate synthase. Gene Ontology annotation, cellular component: cytosol; mitochondrial intermembrane space. Lineage: Eukaryota; Fungi; Basidiomycota; Agaricomycetes; Agaricales; Physalacriaceae. The coding region runs from base 1 to 738 and encodes 245 amino acids. The record is from RefSeq and is a predicted model, not a curated record. Gene Ontology annotation, molecular function: 3,4-dihydroxy-2-butanone-4-phosphate synthase activity. Gene Ontology annotation, biological process: riboflavin biosynthetic process. The transcript is spliced from 3 exons.